CCUGUUCUCUCUUGACGCUCUUUUCACUGCUGCUUCAACUCUUCCAAGACCAAUCUCUCCUCUCUUCUUUACUGUUCAGAACUCUCCCCUCUUAAUUCGCACAUUACACCAUGGCUCAGUCUCCGCAGGAUUUGAAGGUGGCCAUUCUGGGCGCAGGUAUGGGUGGUUUGACCUGCGCUCUGGCCCUCGCUCGUGAGGGUUUCAAGAAUAUCGACGUGUAUGAGACGGCGCAUGAUUUGGGUUUCGUUGGAGCUGGUAUUCAACUGGCCCCCAACAUGGCGCGCGUCCUCGACCGCCUGGGAGUCUGGAAGCAGAUCGAGGCCGAGGCUGUGAACAUUGUUGAGACCAGCGUGCGGGUCGGAGCUACGGAUGCGGAAUUGGCCCACGUACCGCUAGAAUACAUCGCCGAGACGUAUGGUUACCCGCACAUGGUCGGUCACCGUUCGUCCCUCGCCAACGGUUUGUACCAAGGCUGUCUUCGCCACCCCGACGCCAUUCGCUUCCACUUCGCUACCACCGCUCAAGAUGUCUCCUUUGGCCCCAAGCCCUCUUUCAAGGCCGUUCCUCGUGACGCCAAUCAGCAGCCCUACCGCGUGGAAGCUGACGUUCUCCUCGGUGCCGAUGGCAUCAAGUCCAACACUCGUGUUGCCAUGCUCGACCUGCUCGGCAUCCAGGCUAGUGUCAAGGACACCAACCAGGCCGCCUACCGUAUCAUGAUUCACAAGGACCAGGUCAAGGACGACCCGGAGCUGCUGGCGCUGAUCAGCGGGAACAAGGUCACCCGCUGGAUUGGCGAAAAGCGCCACAUCAUCGCCUAUCCGGUCUCCAACAACACCAUCUACAACCUGUCGACCACCCAGCCUGACGUCAACUUUGCUGCUGCCACCAACGCUACCUACACCACCCGCGGUGACAAGUCCGUCAUGCUGAAGGUCUUUGGCGACUUCUGCCCCAUGGUGCAGCGCAUGCUCGGCUAUGUUCCCGAGGGGGAAGUCUGUGAAUGGAAGCUGCGGGUUCACGAGCCUCUACCCACCUGGGUGCACGAGUCGGUCGCCCUCGUCGGUGACUCGUGCCACCCGACCCUUCCUCAUCUGGCCCAGGGUGCCGCGCAGGCGAUUGAAGACGGGGCUGUCAUCGGCAUCGUCCUGUCCAAGCUGCCCGAUACCACCCCCGCCUCCAUCAACAAGGCCCUCAAGGUCUAUGAAAAGAUCCGCAAGGACCGUGCCUACGCUCUUGUCGAGCUGGCUGCCGCUUCCGGUCGGGCUUUGCACUUGGGUGAUGGUGCUGCCAAGGAGGAGCGCGACAAGCAGUUCGCCGCUCUGCGCCAGGGCAAGGGCCCAGUGCCCGACAAGUGGGCCGAUGCAGACGUGCAGCGCGAGAUCUACGGCGUGGACGUCACCCAGGAAGCCUCAGAGCGCUUCGAUGAGCUGUUCGCGGCGUAAGCACACCUCAUCCUCAUUCUCAUUCUUCUGUUUCUUCAUGUCUCUUUCUGUGGCCGGGCCGCCAUGAUUCCAGCAUGUUUGUUGUGUAUAUUUUUCUCUGUACAUAGAGCUGAUGGGGCUUCAACUUUUGGGAUAAAAAGAUCAGGUCGUGAAGCGAAACUGGUCUAAGACCUUGUUCAUCCUCCUGGAUGCGAUAUUAGCAUUGUCGAUACAAGCAAUUAUGAUUUAUGAUUCUUC
Molecule: messenger RNA, 1679 nt
Organism: Aspergillus saccharolyticus JOP 1030-1
Lineage: Eukaryota; Fungi; Ascomycota; Eurotiomycetes; Eurotiales; Aspergillaceae
Product: putative monooxygenase
Exons: 3
Coding region: 111-1442 (443 amino acids)
Biological process (GO): secondary metabolite biosynthetic process
Molecular function (GO): FAD binding; monooxygenase activity
Source: RefSeq, a predicted model, not a curated record